AUGUCCACGGAUUCUCCUAUGGAUGUGUCCAAGGAUGAUGGACCCGUCAUCGACGAGAAACCUGACAAUCGACGUGCUUCUGGUGCCAGACGGUCGCGUCGAAAGAAGGACGACGAUACCAACAACAACACCACCACCGAAACUCCCCCCAAACCUAAAAAGGAAGCCAAAGAAAAGGCAACUCGAGCACCUCGUCGCCCAAGAGAAAAGUCUACCGCUACCGCUGCUUCUCGCAAGAAACCUAAGCUGGAGCAAACCGAAGAAGCCACACCCGCCGCACCUGCCGCACCUGCGACGGCAAACCCUCCCAGUCCCCAAUCACAGCCACCACCACAAUCGCAAUCGCAGCAAUCGCAACCCAUACAAUCUCAACCCGCCCUAACACCUCCACAACCUGCUCCUGUUGCGCCUGUAUCUGCGCCUUCUUAUACAAGUCCUCACCCGGCCCCGGCCCCGACCCCGACCCCAGCGCCUAAUUAUGCCUUGUCAUCACCGUAUCCACCACCAGCGCAACCCCCAUCCCAGUCAACCCAACCUCCCCCGCAACGCACCAGUGGUCAAAACUUCGACCCGAUUAGAUCAGCUUUUGAUAACCCAUCGCCAGCGCCAGCUUAUAGUCCAACACCUGCCAAGUCACCGCAACCCAAUUACCGUGCCAGCGCGUCACCGGCGAUCUCCAGCAUAAUUGACCCACCUACCCAAAAUGCACGUAUUUACACCCCAGUGCCGCGCUCCUCGUCUGCCCAUGUCUCGGCUGUGUCUUCUCCUGUGCCAACCCCAUCGUACCCAUCGCUAGGGCCGUCGGCAUUACCCGCGUCAUCGCCGUCUCAUGGAACGGUCCACGUCCCACCGGCGCUGCAAUCUUCGAGUCACUACAGCACUCCUUAUCCACCAUCAGAGAAACUUUCGAUCCCUCCACAACCUCCUCAGUUAGAACUGUCACCGCCGGCCUUACAGCCCCAACAAAAAAAGCCCCAGGCACAAGCCCCGCAGCCUCAGACCCCAGCGCAAAAGGCUACGCCACAACGGCCAGCUCAGAAAACUGAUGCAAUGGAGAUUGACUCAAAACCCCAGAAAGAAACGCCUGUGCCGAGCGCAAAGAAAGAAAAGGGCGCCGCGACUGCUCCUUCCUCAAAAGCUCCGUCUCCUAAGCCGGCGCGCGCAGCUAAGGAAACCCCACAACUUCCCCAGGGGUCGGGAUUGAUCACCAAUGCGUUGUUUGGUAUGGGGGGUGACGAUUCUUCCAAAUCAAGUGAUGCGCGCAGUACACCCAACAUCGUGGUGCAUAUCCCAUUAUCAAAGGGCAACCAGAUUGUUAAUUUUGCACAGCUGGCAGAGGAACAAUACGGGUUUGCUGCCUUGCACCCUCGUUUGGCAGCCCACAAAGAUCGGCUCGCUCGCGUGGCUGCCGCUGGCGCUGCGUUAGAGCGAAAUGAAAAGGGACUGACUGAAAGUGCGGAUGAGGAUUUGAGCCUCGAAGCAGAGCGCGACAGUGAUGUGGAUGGAGAUGUCAACAUGAGUGGUGCAGGAACUGCCACCAAUGGUGUGACCUCGGAUGCUGGAGACGGCAAGAAGAAAAGACGAAAGAAGGUCGAGGAGUACGAUCGAGAUGAUCCCUUUGUCGACGAUACGGAGAUGGCAUGGCAGGAACAGGCUGCUGCUAGUAAAGAUGGAUUCUUUGUGUACAGCGGUCCUCUUGUACCGGAAGGCGAGAAGAUCCAAGUGGAACGUGCGGAUGGAACCAUCAAGCGCGGUCGAGGCCGAGGCCGGGGUACGGGUCGGAGUAGAGCAUUGGCUUCUCAUCCCCAUGUCGCCAUUGCUGCUGCUACUGCUGUGCCAAUUUCCCAGGAUACCGGUUUGCCCCUUCGCGGACCCGGUUCAAGAGGAGGUACCUCGCGCAGGCCACGAGGAGCCAAGAAGACCGAUAAUGCCGAUAAAGGCACUCCCGAGCGCAAUGGCACCGCUGCAUCUGCGGUACAUGAAGGCCGCGGUGGCCGUGGAGGAGGCACCCCAGGAACCGGUCGUGGAGGAAGUUCCGCCAGUACUCGCGGCGGUAAAUCCGGUUCUUCGGUGAUGAACUUGAUGGACGUGGCAUCCUCGCCUCUGUCUAAUUCGACUCCGAAUAUUACUCCCACUCACGGGCCAAGUCCUUUGGCUGGACCGGAACUGGCUAUGAAAUAA
Messenger RNA from Penicillium verhagenii, 2181 nucleotides. RefSeq lists its product as uncharacterized. The record is from RefSeq and is a predicted model, not a curated record. Lineage: Eukaryota; Fungi; Ascomycota; Eurotiomycetes; Eurotiales; Aspergillaceae. The transcript has 2 exons. The coding region runs from base 1 to 2181 and encodes 726 amino acids.